Messenger RNA from Physcomitrium patens, 1480 nucleotides. RefSeq lists its product as uncharacterized. NCBI's taxonomy places the organism in Eukaryota, Viridiplantae, Streptophyta, Bryopsida, Funariales, Funariaceae. The record is from RefSeq and is a predicted model, not a curated record.
CCACUCAAUUAAAUCCAAGGACUAAGCUCCUUGUCCACCGAAACUUAACCAAGGAGGAUGGUCGAUAACAAACACCCACCAUUUACAACAACAGCAGCUGCUUGUGGCACAAUUUUAGGGUUCCCACCAUGGACAACAAUCAAGAGUCUCGUCGAACAGAUGCAGAGGUUUCGUCUUGCGUUUUUCGAAGUAUUGAGGAUGUGAAGUCCGUUCCUGCAUUCUUCAGUUGCACGAGCGGAGAGCUGCUAUGGGGACAAGUGCACACGGUGAUCGAAGGUUUCACUUGCACGGCGCCGAGACCACAGGAGCUUGAAUACAAAGUAGCGGCGCGCACUGGACUAUGGAAGGUGCAAGCUGUGUUUCAAGACAACUACGAGGGAAAUCCGUGGCAUACUGGGUUCGUUUGCCACCAUGUCGAUGCGAAUGGCCCAGAGAUUCUCCGAUUGGCAUCCGAGGCAGGAAUCUGCAAUAACGGGAAGUUCGCAGAUCUGGAUAUUGUCUUCGUCAAUCGCUACGAUUGGAGUGGCUCUCACGCGCCGGGAUGUGAGAUCAUUCUGGAGGCGAUCACAGGCGAGAAAGUUGACCUUGAGGAGGACUUUGAGGAUGAGAAGUACUUCCGGUCGCUGGUGUACGAUAGGUUUAUGCUCGUGGACGCACUAGGCUUUCCAAACCUAAUGCAAGCUCUCAAGGACGGUGAGAGACUUGAGCGAAGGAACUACCUGAUGCGGCGUCGGGUUAACUUAAGCAACUCGUCCGGGGGUUCAUCGUCUUCGGAGAAUGACAUGUCAUCGGUUCCAAAUUUUGAAGACUUCGGCACGCACCUGGUGGUCACGGACGGAGAAUACGACAUGGGAUGGAUGGCGUUUCGCAACGGCGAGCUUGUUGGAUUUGUUUACGAUGGAGCUUACUCUGCCCUGGAGGGCGACAACCUGCGACUCGGCGACAGCCUGGUCAGAGUGUAGCGGAAAUGGCACUGAGGUUGCAAAUUACUGCAUACUAAUCUAACACUUUCCGACGUCUAAAAAUGUGGAACGAAAGUUCAACGAGUUUGUCUCACUGAGUGUUGCACAUCGUGACAGAUUCAUGGACGUAGUAUUUUAGUAUAAAAACGUUGUCCAAUAAGUUCAAAAUUCUGAUUUGGUAGCAAUGACUUCGUCGUCAAAUCUACACUACCGGUGCUACAGAGAAUGCAAGAGUAUAUUAGCUCAUUGCCCCAUUGUUGCGACUGGAAUAAUGAUUUGGUGGGUCUAAAGCUGAUUACUGCUGACGAAGGUAUCAAGGUUCUUUUUCUCCACAAUAAAAAUGUGGAUGUUGUUGUAAGAUUAUAGCGAAAUAUGUAGGCAAACCUGAAACUGGAGAGAAAUCAACUCUACUUAUAAACUAGUUUAUUUAUACUACAUUAUAUCCCGUAAUUAGGGUUCGGAUAGUUUUCUCUAAUUACCAAGUUUGCAUAUUAUAAAAUUAAAAUCGUUUGAAACUG